Impatiens glandulifera is the source of this 1466-nucleotide messenger RNA. Its product is annotated as ultraviolet-B receptor UVR8-like. NCBI's taxonomy places the organism in Eukaryota, Viridiplantae, Streptophyta, Magnoliopsida, Ericales, Balsaminaceae. The transcript is spliced from 11 exons. The coding region runs from base 103 to 1293 and encodes 396 amino acids. The record is from RefSeq and is a predicted model, not a curated record.
UUCCUUUCCUAUAUAUAUUAUUGCCCGACAUCGACGGUCCGCUAUUCGCGUUUGACAGUAACUGGUGUUUCAGCUCGCACGCCCUUUCAGAGGUCUCCAACCAUGGCAGCCAAGACUGCAGUAAUAGCUUGGGGUUCCGGAGAAGAUGGACAGUUAGGAAUUGGAAAUAACGAGGAGAGAGAACGGAUCUGUGUUAUCAAAGCACUGGAGAAUGAGAAUGUUUGUUCUGUCGUUGCUGGAAGUCGAAACUCUCUCGCCAUUUGUGAUGACGGCAAGUUAUUCAUGUGGGGAUGGAAUCAAAGGGGGACUUUAGGACACACACCUAAUACCAAGACUGAGAAUAUUCCUAGUCAGGUCAAAGCUUUAGGUCAUGUCAAGAUUGUUCAGGCAGCUAUUGGUGGCUGGCAUUGUUUGGCUGUUGAUGAUCAAGGAAGAGCUUACGCUUGGGGUGGUAAUGAGUACGGCCAGUGUGGUGAGGAACCUGAACAUGAGCGUAAAGGUGAUAGUGUGAUACCUUUGAGAAGGGACAUAGUCAUUCCUAAACGAUGUGUUCCAAAACUUACAGUUCGACAGGUUGCGGCUGGAGGCACACACUCGGUUGUUCUUACUCGUGAAGGGGAUGUUUGGACUUGGGGUCAACCUUGGCCUCCGGGCGAUAUAAAGCAAAUCUCAACCCCGGUUAAAGUUCAAGGUCUUGAAAGGGUGAGGCAAAUUGCAGUUGGGGCUUUCCACAAUUUGGCACUCAUAGAAGAUGGAAAUGUAUGGGCAUGGGGAAAUAAUGAAUAUGGGCAACUUGGGACAGGAGACACUCAGCCAAGAUCACAACCUAUUCCUGUUCAAAGGCUUGCUGGUCUUGUUCUGGUCGAUAUUGCAGCUGGAGGAUGGCAUUCUUCAGCCCUAACAAAUGAAGGAGAGGUGUAUAGUUGGGGUAGAGGAGAACAUGGGAGACUUGGAUUUGGAGAUGAUAAGAGCAGUAAAAUGGUUCCACAAAAGGUUCUGCUUCUUGUUGAUGAGGAGAUUGUUCAGGUGUCUUGUGGGGGGACUCAUUCUGUUACUUUGACUCAAGACGGGCACUUGUUUUCAUAUGGACGAGGCGAUCAUGGUCGAUUAGGAUAUGGGAGAAAAGUAACAACAGGACAUCCUUAUGAGGUCCCGAUAAGCCUUCCUCCUCCACCUCCUGCUAAUGGCAUAGAAAAUGAUGAAUCUGAUGAUGGACAUUGGCGGGCUAAUCUUGUGGCUUGUGGUGGCCGACACACAUUGGCCAUAGUGGAAUGGCACACAGGUGAAUUGUAACCUUUAUGUUGGCCUACUUAUGAUGUAUUUUAGACCCUAACUGUUGUUGUUUUGAAAGAGACUAAUAAAGGAUUAUUAUUAUCUAUGGAAAAACAUAAUUUAAAGUGCAAUAUUUUGAGAGAACAUUUUAAGGUAUCAAUAUAAUAUGAUAAUGUUUCAAAUUUUGUUGUUAU